AUGAUAGCUCAGAGUUUCAGUUUCAGCCCAUGCCCCGCCGUCACCUUCUCUAACCCACCAAGAUUAAGACCAACUGUAGCGGCCUCCACUCCCAAAACCUUCUUUCUCAAUUCCCUAAUAUACCGGAAACCCCACAAACUAACUACCAGUUCAAUCAUUAACAAGAAGAGCCGCCGGCCGCCGUGUGGCAGCAGUAAUGACGUCGACCAUCCCAAGGAUCCUGCCACGUUCUUCGACGAGAAUGGGGCUGUGGAGGACAUGGACGGCUAUCUUAACUACCUCUCGCUUGAGUAUGAUUCUGUUUGGGACACCAAGCCAUCCUGGUGCCAACCCUGGACUAUAGUCUCAACCGGGAUGCUCUUAAUUACUGGUAGCUGGUUCGUUUUGCAUUCAGUCAUUGUUACCUCUGUUGUUCUCAGUCUGAUAUGCGCUUGGUGGUACAUUUUUCUGGUCUCUUAUCCUCAGGCAUAUACAGAAAUGAUUGCAGAUCGUAGGAAGCGAGUCAGAAGUGGCGCAGAAGAUAUAUAUGGUUCAGCAAGACUUGAGGGCAGGGAUGAUGCAGCAUAA
Molecule: messenger RNA, 567 nt
Organism: Oldenlandia corymbosa var. corymbosa
Lineage: Eukaryota; Viridiplantae; Streptophyta; Magnoliopsida; Gentianales; Rubiaceae
Source: the annotation of a GenBank genome assembly